AUACAACCGCACGUGACCAGCCAUCUUUCGUCACUACGGCUGAUCGCUGGGCACCGUCAUGUCAACAUUUGCGCGAUAUGAGGUGCGUCCCCCUAGCAACGGUUGGGGCCGAAGCAAGACAGUUAAUAUUGAAUUCGCUGCUGGGCGCGCUGCGAGCGCCUCGGACGUCGACAAGCUCCGCCCCUCACAUCCGUCCUUUCACCACCACUCUUGUUGUCGGGAGGGGACUUGCUCCCCGACAGCGGCCGGUGCUGGAAGCGUUCUGCAAGUACCUUGAAGGACGAGAUCUGAGCGGCUUCUCGCAUCGCUCGGCCGUGUUUAUGGACUUUAUGCAGCAAGCAUCACCCGAAAUCCAAAAGCUUGGCGUGUACGUCCGCGCCCCCUCGGACCUCUUCUAUCUGUACGCCGACGAGCUCUCGGUACGCUGUCCAGACUUCUGGAACAUGCGCAGGACUCCCGUCACUCGCCAGCAGCCGAAACGCAAGAAUGUCGCCCACCCACAGCUUCAAGUCGACAGGGACAUUCUCAAAGCUUACCUAGCUUUCCUGCGCGCCUUUGACUGGCGCCGCCCGGUGUCCCGCGCCAUCCUCCGCCUGGAAUUUACUCAAUCCCUCCCGCCGGGCCCCAUGGUGAAUCCCCCUCCUCGGCAUACACUGACGCGACAGCUCACGCGCGUCAAGGGCGCCGUGUCGUUCUGGAAAAACUUUGAGCGCAUACACUGUCAUGUGCUCGAGUCAGUGCCGCAAUGGGCCCACCUCCACAAUACGCGAUCCCUGCACAUUGUUGACAUGCAGGGGAUUGUGCGGAGGCUGGGACCGGCGGAACAGAAGAAGCUUGGCGGGUACGUCGGCGUCAUCGGCGGAGAGGGGCUCCCAGAAGGGUUUCUCAAGUCGAGGACAAAGACGGUUGCGCAGGGAGAGGAUCCACGAGGGAGCGUAGAGGGUGGUGCAGAGCCCCAACGCCGAGGGCGAGAGACCAGAUCCAAGCCGAGGGAGGGUGCAGGGACUGGGCUGGUGUCGGGGAGGGAGGUGGAGGAGAUUGUGGCAUCACCCACACAAGGUCAAUGACAAUAACUAGGUACUGCGUAUCGUUUCCCUACUGUGUGUGUGUAUUUAUCUCUGCGCUGCUUUUGCGAUCCGAACACAGACUACGACCAAGCUACUGGCAACAUGUGGCAUACAGCCACACAU
Messenger RNA from Cutaneotrichosporon oleaginosum, 1190 nucleotides. RefSeq lists its product as uncharacterized. The record is from RefSeq and is a predicted model, not a curated record. Lineage: Eukaryota; Fungi; Basidiomycota; Tremellomycetes; Trichosporonales; Trichosporonaceae.